Drosophila takahashii is the source of this 2165-nucleotide messenger RNA. It is a transcript of the gene Herp, whose product is annotated as Homocysteine-induced endoplasmic reticulum protein. Gene Ontology annotation, biological process: endoplasmic reticulum unfolded protein response. Gene Ontology annotation, molecular function: protein binding. NCBI's taxonomy places the organism in Eukaryota, Metazoa, Arthropoda, Insecta, Diptera, Drosophilidae. The record is from RefSeq and is a predicted model, not a curated record.
AUAGAACCAAAUCUAAUGUCAAAUUCGGUAUAAACUACACUAUUGAAAAUCCCAGCGAGCGGAGCAGGAAGUGGCAGUGAGCGACACAGUGGCUGCGAAAAAAAAACAACACACACACUCGGAAUAGAGAUCAUCAUUAAUUAGCGAUAGAAAGUUCUCCGAUUCGCGCGGGGUCAACGCAACACAGAUGGAGGAGACCGCCGCCGCCUCGCCCGCUGCCGCGACAGCCGCGGGCUGCGAUGCCGCCGCCCGUCAGAAGGCCCCGGUUCCGGUACCAGAAACCCCCUCCCCCUCGGGAACCAGCGUCCGGCUGCUCAUCAAGUCGUCCAACCAGCAGUACGAGGAUCUCAAUGUGGAUUCGGAUCUCUGCUGGACGGUCCAGCGGCUGAAGACGCAGCUAUCAGUGGUCUAUCCUGGCAAACCGAAAAUCCAAGAUCAGAAGCUGAUUUACUCUGGCAAGCUCUUAGACGACUCUCAAAAGUUAUCGGAGGUGAUUCGCAGUUACAAGGAUGUCUACCAGCAGCACCACAUCUUUCAUUUGGUCUGCGCCAGCAAGCAAGUAAUAACGCCGCCAGCCAAGACAAUCACAGUGCCGCCGAAGGAUGCGGUGCCAGCGCUGCAGGAGGUCAGCGGGAAUGCAAAUGAGCUGCGACAACGUCAUCCCACACACCAGCAGUCGGCACAGCCGGCAGCCACAGCAUCUCCCAUGGCAGGUAACAUCGGUUUGGCCAAUCCUUGGACGCACUUCUGGCAGCAGAAUCAGGCGGCAGCAGCAGCGGCGGCCAAUGCCAGCGCCAAUCCCCAAGCGAUGUUCCAGCAGCAGGCUCUGAUCUACAACGCCUGGAUGCAGCAGGUCUACGCCCAGUACAUGCAGCAGUUGGCCCUGCGGUCUACAUUGCCCGGCUCCAACGAAUCCGUUUUGCCGCCAUUGUCUCAACCCCUCAUGCCCCAAGUCCCGCUGAAUGCUGCACAGCCCGCGGCAGGAGUAGUUGCUGCACCGGCAGCGGCGGCACCACCUGCUCCACAGGUUAAUGGGGCAGCGCAGAACAGAAAUUUCCCCAACAUCCAGGAGGAGCCCGAGAUGCGCGACUGGCUGGAUAGCUUCUUUAGCUUUACGCGAUUGGCCAUUUUCGUGACUGUCCUGUACUUUAACUCCUCGCCGAUGCGCUGCUUCCUGGUGGUGCUCAUAGCUGGAGCGAUUUAUCUGUAUCACAUUGGUGUCCUUCGUCGCCGGGAACGCAACAAUAACAACAUCAACCGUAACAACAAUGCCGGCGAUGCGGCCGCCUUUGCUGCAGUGCAGCAAAUUCAGCGCAUGAUGGAUGCGGCGGGGGAACGAGAAAACAACGAUCCCCAGGCGGCUAAUGAGCCUGGUGCAGUGCCAGCAGCUGGACAGGAUGCAGUCGAUGCCCCUGCUGCUGCAGCUGUCGUGGCUCCAGCAUCCGCUGCAAAUCCGGAUGCGGCUGACGUUUCCGCCGAAGCCGUGGCCGUGGAACCACCAAAUGCCAAUAACUCUGUGAUUUCUGUUGUACGCACCUUUGUCAUCACCUUCUUCACCUCGCUGCUGCCUGAGGCGCCGGCGCUCUAGAGGAUCAAUCUGUGGACAUGCAGUGGAACCCAGUGGGCCAUCCGCUAACCAGCUUUACAGCUUUACGGCUUUCCUCUUUCUAACCUCCCGUAAUCAAAAUGUUAUUCCUUUUUUCCUUUUAUUUUUGCAUACCUGAAAAUGUAGCAAAACCACAAUUUGUUUUACUAGCUGUAAUAAUCAUGUAUAUUUAUUUUCCGUGUGUCAGCCGAGUUACAUUUCGUAGCCGCUGCUCCAGUAGCUCGUAGAAUUCUAGAUAACUAAGAAAGAAAACUGUUUUUGAUGUGAAUAGUAGAAUGAUUAUAAUCUGCACUAAAAUCUGUGCCAGAGACGAACCUAUGAAACCAAGAUGCAAUUAAAAAUAAAACGUAUGCUUUAACACCAAAAAACCAAAUUGUAAAGUGGUGUUUACAAAGUGCAAUUCUUGCUAGAAAAAUAAUAUUUACUUUUCCCUAUUUUUAAAUCGAAUUAAGAAUUUAUUAUUAUACUGCUGAACUGUUUAUGUUAAUGAUUUGAUUUUCAACACAUAAACUCGUUUUUGUAACAUUGAAUAAACAAAUGUAUAAAUUCUGAAAUAUGA